Molecule: messenger RNA, 1365 nt
Organism: Nematocida ausubeli
Lineage: Eukaryota; Fungi; Microsporidia
Exons: 1
Coding region: 1-1365 (454 amino acids)
Biological process (GO): mitotic cell cycle; protein phosphorylation; intracellular signal transduction
Cellular component (GO): cytoplasm; nucleus
Molecular function (GO): histone H3T3 kinase activity; ATP binding
Source: RefSeq, a predicted model, not a curated record
AUGAAAAUACGCACAUUUGGGAGUAAAAGCAAGCCACCCAGGAAGAGUCUUGGUGUAAUUGCUGCUCCAGAACUUCUGGUUCUUCCAGGAGUGAAGAAGACACUGCAGACUCUUGAAAUUCUUAGCCAUGAAAGAGAUGAAGACGAAAAGAAGCCUAAUGAAAAUGUCUGGUCAGCCCAAAAAAAAGAAAGCACCACUAAGAUAAAGAUCUUUGCAAACAGCACAGAAAAAGAACAAGUACAUGCAAUAGAUACUAUGUCUGCUGUAAGUGUCUACUCAGAAAGAAAUCCCUCAGUAAGACCAGCUAGUCCUUCUGGUCAUAGAGAAGACCAAGCACAGCCAGAGGUAAAAAAGCCAAAGCGUGCCAGAAGUGAAGAUAUACUUGUAGAUACGGAUAUUGGACAUGCCUCUGAUAUUGAGAGAAAGGAAAGUAUUAGUGGAAAUAGCUUCAUGAAUAGCGAGUACAUUAUAGAAGAAGCCAAUCAGAUUAAAGAAAUUCAAUGGAUGCCUUUCUCUACACUACCCAUUGCAGAACUGAAGAAGCUAGGGGAAUCUACCUUCAGUGAGAUAUAUAUAAACAAAAGGACACAAACAGUUUACAAGAUAGUGCCUAUAACGAAAAAGAAAAUGUACGUUAAGGUGGAGCACACGAAAAUAGACCACUUUAUAAAGGAGUGCUUGAUUAUGGAGAGAAUGAACAGGUCAAAGUACUCUGCCCAGAUGUAUAACUGGUACUUGGUAAAUGAGAGAUAUCCAAGUGCUCUUAUAGAGAUAUCCAGGGACUGGGCACAAAGGAAUAGAAAAAGUGCUGAAAAUAUCAUCCCACAAGCAAACAAUUCAUCUGGGUUAUUUGGUGUAAUUGAGAUGGAGUAUUGUGGGUGUGAGCUGGAGAAGCUUGACUGGCCAUCUCUUACAAAGGAGGACUGUAGACUAAUUAACACAGAGCUACUGAAGUGCAUGAAAGUAAUGGAUAGUCUGCAGGUGGAGCACAGAGACCUGCACCAGAGCAAUGUCUUGGUACGGAAGACAAGCAGUGGGGCGUACAGGAUAAAGACAAUUGACUAUUCUCUGGCACAUGCUGUGAUGCGCCAAGACGACAGCAAGGCUGCCUCUGUGGAUAUAUUGGGGAUAACACCAGACCUUCUGACAUACCGCGCAGGAAGUGUUUUGUACACGGACAUAGACAGAGAUCUAUCCUGGCUUUUUGAGAGUACUGAUGAUGGUGAGCCCCAUAGGAAAGUGUAUAUGGAAAUGAACAAAGCAUAUACAGGGAACAACAGAUGGAGAAAGAAAGGCGACAGCAACAAAUUUUGGAUCAGCUAUCUUAGGAAAUGGAUGAGUGAUCAGAUUAAAAAACAGUCAUAA